AUGCCCAAACAAAAAGGCAACAAAGCUAUCGCCAAAGCAAAGCCCGUGGUGGGUGCGGCCGCAGCUGCCGAACCGCCCUCCUGGCCUGCCUUCAAGCCUCCGCUGCCCCUGGUCGAUCUUCAGCCUGAAUCGCUUCUGAACUCUAAGGCCCUUCUCAUCAGGAAUUUCUGGCCCAAGUCGCUCUGCCGAGACUAUGUCUCCUUCUUACGAACCCUCCCCCUCACCACAACACCUGGUCAGCCCAAACGAGGGGACGCUGUGAGGGUCAACGAUCGGUUCCAGGUCCAUGACCCGGGUUUCGCAAACCGCCUGUGGCUUGAGACUGGUCUUCGGGAUGUGCUCAUAAGCGAUGAGUGGAAAGCCUUGUGGGGCGGAGAUGCCGUGGGCUUGUCCCCGAACAUCCGGAUCUACAGAUACAAGCCCAAGCAAUUCUUCGACGCACACUACGACGAUUCCAACACUAUCAUCUCCGAUUUUGAUCAGGGAAAAUCCAUCACCACCAAGACGACAUGGACCCUGCUCCUGUAUCUCACUUCAGAAGCCGACGGGUGUCGAGGCGGUGAGACGGUAUUUUUCCCCAACGACCGGAGGGUAGCCAAGGAGGAAGUUGCCGUUGCACCUGAAACAGGCAUGGCAUUGCUUCACAAACAUGGAGACGACUGCAUGCUUGCCGUCGUCACUAGCGCGCAGCGAACGAUGCUGACCAUCGUGGGCCAAGGUGACAACAUGCGAAGAGGGCACGCGGCUUCGGUGUGUGGGUCAGACUGCGUUGUGAAGGUGGGACGAACAAACUGCUCGAGGCAGAUCAAAACCAACCGGAAUAUUAGUUCCGAGAUCUACACCAAUGCGUCUUGGUUGCUCCUCACUGUCCACUCAGCUCUAUCAUCUGUUUCCAAGCGGCAGCAGUAUUUCCAUCUGUCCGUCUCGUACAACACCAAGCCGAACCUUUGCAUUCUGUUCUUCUCCAAGGAAUUCCAUUGA
This is a messenger RNA of Diaporthe amygdali, 981 nucleotides long. RefSeq lists its product as uncharacterized. The transcript has 4 exons. Gene Ontology annotation, molecular function: procollagen-proline 4-dioxygenase activity. Bases 1 to 981 code for a protein of 326 amino acids. The record is from RefSeq and is a predicted model, not a curated record. NCBI's taxonomy places the organism in Eukaryota, Fungi, Ascomycota, Sordariomycetes, Diaporthales, Diaporthaceae. Gene Ontology annotation, cellular component: endoplasmic reticulum. Gene Ontology annotation, biological process: peptidyl-proline hydroxylation to 4-hydroxy-L-proline.